Sorghum bicolor (sorghum) is the source of this 2133-nucleotide messenger RNA. RefSeq names its product alanine aminotransferase 2. Gene Ontology annotation, molecular function: pyridoxal phosphate binding; L-alanine:2-oxoglutarate transaminase activity. Gene Ontology annotation, biological process: biosynthetic process. The record is from RefSeq and is a predicted model, not a curated record. Bases 153 to 1778 code for a protein of 541 amino acids. Lineage: Eukaryota; Viridiplantae; Streptophyta; Magnoliopsida; Poales; Poaceae. The transcript has 15 exons.
ACCCGCUAGAACAAAUAGGGAAAAAGGAAGCCGCGGUGAGAUAGAAAAUUCACACUUGGCCUUCCUCCCUAAUCCCACUUAUCAGCAUCACGCCAUCGCGCCCCCGCCUGAGCGCCGUCUUCGGUCGCCAUCCCUGCAUCGCCGCUGCCGCCAUGCGCCGCUUCGCAGCCGACAGGGCGCGCCGUGCGGUGGCCACGUCCCUGCGCGGCGCGGCGUCCAGAUCAGCAGCGCCGUCGCCUCACGCUCCGGCGCCGCGUCAUCCAGCCGCCCCGGUGGGGGCGGCGGCGAUGGCGGCCGCCAUGGCGAGGGCCAUGUCCACGGCGGCCGUCGGCGCGCCGCCAGUGUCACUCAACACCAUCAACCCCAAGGUCUUGAAGUGUGAAUAUGCAGUUCGGGGAGAGAUUGUUACACAUGCUCAGAACUUACAACAAGAAUUGCAGAAAAAUCCAGAAUCACUUCCUUUCGACGAGAUACUCUACUGUAAUAUUGGAAAUCCCCAAUCACUUGGACAACAACCAGUUACCUAUUUCAGAGAAGUUCUCUCUUUAUGUGAUCAUCCAGCUCUGCUGGAUAAAAGCGAAACUCAUGCUUUGUACAGUUCAGAUGCUAUAGAGAGAGCAUGGCAAAUUCUAGAGAAGAUACCAGGUAGAGCGACAGGAGCAUAUAGCCAUAGUCAGGGUGUAAAAGGUUUACGUGAUGAAAUUGCUGCUGGAAUUGCUGCACGUGAUGGGUUUCACGCAAGCGGAGAUAACAUCUUCCUAACAGAUGGAGCAAGCCCAGCAGUGCACAUGAUGAUGCAGUUGCUGAUAAGUUCUGAGAAGGAUGGCAUUCUCUGCCCUAUUCCACAGUACCCACUGUACUCUGCAUCGAUUGCUCUUCACGGUGGUUCCCUUGUUCCUUAUUACCUUGAUGAAGAGACAGGGUGGGGACUCGAGGUUGAUGAACUGAAGAAACAACUGGAGGAGGCUCGAUCUAAGGGCAUCACUGUGAGGGCGCUUGUUGUCAUAAAUCCAGGGAAUCCAACAGGACAGGUUCUUGCUGAGGAAAACCAAAAGAAAAUUGUCGAAUUCUGCAAGAAUGAAGGACUUGUUCUUCUUGCGGAUGAGGUUUACCAAGAAAAUGUAUAUGUUGAAGAUAAGAAAUUCCACUCAUUCAAAAAAAUUGCACGGUCACUGGGAUACACUGAUGAUGAUCUUCCUUUGGUAUCAUUCCAGUCGGUUUCUAAAGGCUUCUACGGAGAAUGUGGAAAACGAGGUGGUUAUAUGGAGAUAACUGGAUUCAGUCCUGAAGUACGGGAACAAAUUUACAAGGUGGCAUCAGUAAAUCUAUGCUCCAAUGUUUCAGGGCAAAUUCUUGCUAGCCUUGUAAUGAACCCACCAAAGGCUGGGGAUGAAUCCUUUGAAUCCUUCAUGUUAGAGAGGGAUGGUAUCCUUUCAUCAUUGGCUCGGCGUGCAAAGGCUUUGGAAGAAGCAUUCAAUAGUUUAGAAGGUAUUACAUGCAAUAAAGCCGAAGGUGCAAUGUAUCUGUUCCCACGCCUUCAUUUACCCCAGAAGGCAAUUGGAGCUGCCCAAGCAGCUGGCACUGCCCCAGAUGCAUACUAUGCUAAACGCCUACUAGAAGCCACUGGGAUUGUUGUUGUCCCUGGCUCUGGUUUUGGACAGGUCCCUGGAACAUGGCACUUCAGAUGCACGAUACUGCCGCAGGAGGACAAAAUACCAGCAAUAAUAUCUAGGUUCAAGGAGUUUCACGAGAAGUUCAUGGAUGAAUUCCGUGAUUGAGUAUCCAUCACCUGCGUCCAUCUCACUCUUGGCAUACCAUCAGUUUCCUGCCAGAAGGCAUCCUGUAAUUUUUCUGUUGAAAUAAUAAGGUUGUCAAUUGGUGUCCCCCACUCAUCGUCCUAUGGAUGCUACAACCAAACACCAUCCUAACUUCUGUUACAGGCAGAUCCUAUGAAACCUUACAGAAUCUCGGGCACUGCAUAUCAUGCUUCUGUUUGCCUUGUGAGAAGUAUAUUUAGGCUGCUAGGUUCUGAGCCCUGAUGUGUACAAACAUACCCGAAUUUUGAGAAGUUGAAAUGUCUCGGCGCAUCCUGAAAUUCUGCCUUGUGUCGAGGCGGAGAAUCUUUACUGUCCA